Molecule: messenger RNA, 4069 nt
Organism: Acanthaster planci (crown-of-thorns starfish)
Lineage: Eukaryota; Metazoa; Echinodermata; Asteroidea; Valvatida; Acanthasteridae
Gene: tmem181
Product: transmembrane protein 181
Molecular function (GO): toxic substance binding
Source: RefSeq, a predicted model, not a curated record
UAAAAUGUUGUUCGAGCGCGCACUGACUCAUAGCUGAUACAGAUGAUUUCUUAUUCAUACUGUGUUCUAUAUGAGUCUCAGUUUGUUCAAUUUACGUCGGGGAGAGCCCCCAUGAAUAAUUAAUUUCUUGGCUUCGUUGAUAUCGAUUUGACCACAAAGCUCAUAUCCUAAUGCGCUGUGCGCCUUGUUGACAGCUUUGCGCAGAGUAAACGGGUACACUGCCUACUUGAUUAUUUUUCCCCACACACGGCAGUGAUCUCGCGCGAAUGUCAAAUUGGACCGGAAUGAAAUAACGGAUAACUCCGUUUGACGUCAUCCCGCGCAUCACCGAGUGACCAUCGCCGGUAUUCAUCAUCAUUUUCUCGUUCUCCCAGCCGCUGUCUCUUCCUUCGACGCCACAUGUCCACGAUGCGGAAAGGACCGCUUCGUUAAGCCCCUGCUUUUUUCUUCUCCGUCUUUGCCUGAUUUUCUAAUCCUUUUUUGGAGGUUCAAGAUGGAUGCCCUGAACUACUCGUUCCAGAUGCCGGAGUGGAAGACUCGGGCGAAGGAAGGAUGGGGCUACGUUGUGCGACUUUACGACGCCGUACAAGAUUACAUAGUGCCAAAGUACUACCACGACCGAUCAAACAGAUCAGUUCAAAUGCGUCUCUACACCUUGACAAAGCGGCACUUUGUGCUGGUGUUCGUCGCGUUCUUUACGGCAUUCACAGCCUCGGUUGUACUAGGAAUAGCAGGCCCAAACAUAGACGUGUAUGCCGAAUACAGAAGACAGGAAAACUUGCCAGGUGGUCCCUUCAAACUGGAGUCUCCACAUCUCAGCAGAUUUAACCGCUCUUUGUGGCUGACAUCGGUGAUAGAGGUAGACAAUGGCAAAGGUGAGAGCUUCCAAAAAACCUUCAACGUCAGUAUUGAAAUCCGUGGGUUAAAGGAGGACGACAGUGUGAAGCCCAUCAGUAACAUUUUCUUCAACCACACCAGAACGUUGUCAUGUGAAAAGGGGGAACUUUGCGAAGAAUUGCUGCUGCUUCACGUCAGCCCCGUAAAGUACUAUUCCUACGUGAUCACCGUCUACUUCCAGGGGCUGGAGAACGCAAAGGUCACAGAGGUCAGCUUCAAGUUCCGUACGUACAAUCCCUCCUUUUGUGAGAUGGAGAUCUGGUUCCGGUUCGUAUUCCUGGUCCUGUCCUUCAUCAUCACGUGUAUGUUCGCCCACUCCUUGAGGAAGUUUUCCAUGCGGGACUGGUCUAUUGAACAGAAGUGGUUGUCCGUCUUACUACCUUUUCUUCUUCUAUACAACGAUCCGAUCUUCCCUCUCAAUUUCUUGGUGGAUUCCUGGGUGACGAUCAUCCUUGACAACAUCUUCCAGACAACGUUUCUCUGUGCCCUCCUGCUCUUCUGGCUCUGUGCCUACCACGGCAUCAGAAAGGAUUAUGCAGUUAGCCCUUUUCGCUUUUGGAAAUUCAUGAGCGAUAGGAAGUGGCUGUACUUCUACCUACCCAAGCUAAUCCUGGUGGGUGUCAUUUGGGUGGCGGCCGUGGUCCUGGCCUGCUGGUCACAGUACCGCACCCUCUAUGACCCCACCUUCAACUACAAAGUGGACGGCGGCAACUUCCUGGGCCUUGUCAUUUUCUUCUUGUGUGUUGGGAGCCUGUACCUUCUUUACCUUGUGUUCCUUAUCAUCAGAGCCUUCACCGAGCUGAAGUCACUCCCUUACAUGAAUUUGCGAUUAAGGUUUAUGACUGUUCUCAUGCUGUUUGUCGUGGCUGUGUGCGUUGCUGUGGUGAUCAUGAGGUUUGGCAUCGGCAUACUCCAGAACAACUUCAUUUCUGAACUUUCCACGUAUUACAAGAACUCAGCUGAAUUCCUGGCCUUCUACAGUCUUCUUAACUUUUACCUGUACACGAUGGCCUUCGUCUAUUCUCCAUCCAAGAAUGCCCACAAAGAUUCAUACUUCAAAGAUAACCCAACCUUUUCCAUGCUCAAUGAAUCAGAAGAUGAACUCAUCUAUGGCUCAGACAGUGAUGACAAUGCCGUGACGAGACCACUCCAAAAUGGCACUUCCUACCAGGAGAGUGAGGAUGAGUAGUUAUCAUGGUAACAACCUUUGAACUUUACACAGCGUGUGCUUCCAAGGGUGAGAGAGCUAUUGAAGUUGCUGCACUGGGCUCCGUUGUGGUAGGGAACCAGUGUUCAACCAUUCAGUAGAAUUGAAUAAAGACACUGGUACCCGGCCUUAAUACAAGUACAUUAGUACACCAGAAGGAUAGACUGCAUAUAAAGUAACAUUGAAUUCCUUUGCAAAGCUGAGACAGUUAGAUUACAUAACAACAGUACUCAUCCAUUCCAGUGAAAAAAUUUGAACUUUAUUUUGCUUUCCAAAGAAAAUUUUUUAAGAAUCUAAAAUUUGCGCAAAUAGUUUUUCGCAUCAUAUAAAUUUGUAGAAUUUAGGGAUUGGUGAUGAGUUUCAUUUCAUUCGGAACUGGUUGUCAAAAGGUAAAAAAAAGAUAAAAUUGGCUUGAUGAUUGGAUCCCCGACGAGCUAUUUGACAGUUUUCAGAUGGCCACCAUAAGUUUUCCACUGCAAAACUGAAUUGUAACUGAAUUGAUAUCUUUAUUAAUCAUGCUUAAACCUGUUAUUUUUUUAUUAAGGCCCACAAAACACAAAUACAUAAAAGCCAUUUUCAGUCACACUCAACUCGUGUUACCUUAAAAACAUACACAUCCAAAGAUUUUGAAAAGUGCAAAGACCAAUUGGAUAGAGCAAAUCGAAUUGCUCUCAAAAGUCUUCUUUGCCCCAGAGGCCCUGUGCAUCGUGUCUGCAUCAUAAAUCACUCAAAAUUAUGAUUGCAGUAAUCAAAAUCACCGGAAGGUGUUGUAAGACAAGGGAUAUUGAUCAAAAGCCUUGCAUGAAAUAAGUUAUGUAUACAUUCUUUAAUAACGUGCAUGCCUUUUGUUUGUUUUGACAAAAUAUGAAAUGUCAUUGUGCUUAUAUUUGGUUUGAUUUGGUUCACUGAAACUUUUUUGGGGGUCAUUUUUAAGGGGUGUGUGGUUUUAUGUGCGUAUACUGCGCGUUGUGUAUUGCACUUGUGUGUAGCAGUGGCUAAUGUACAUGCAGAUGCAGACGUGAUUUAACAUUGUGCAAUAGAGGGUUUGCUCUUGGCCGUUUUUGCCGUGGAUUCACCAAUCAGCACCCGGGAAUAGAGCCUGUGCAGAUCUCAUACGGCUGCUGGAGUUUCAGCGCGUGCGUGCCUAGGCCGAAGUCCAGUCUGCCACAGGUCCUGGCGAGGCCGUGAACUGUGACAAAAGUUGUCCUUCGCCAUGGUUCACCUUGUGACUUAUGACUCCGGGCAUUGUGAUGGAUUUAACCACAGCCCUGGUACCUACUUGCUGUCACUCGGAAUCUGGCUUCAUAACAUAUUUCAUGUCAUAAAGAUAAGUCUACAAGUGCAUGUAUAAUGUUUGACCUUAAACAUCCCUUAGAACUGAGUGUAACAAUUGUAAAGUCAUGCUUUCUUUUAGAAAAACAGGGUAUAGUUGAUUUUAAGAAAGGACAGUUUUUCUGAUAAUGAAAACUGAUUCUUUUAUGCUUGAAGCUUUCUCCAAUUAAUACAAAGACUGAUUUUAUUGAAUGUCAAACGUCUUUCUUUUGGUAGUUAUCAAAGCCAAGGUGCACAUGAAUUGAAAUUCAUGCCGAAAUCAUAGGCCAUUGAUUAAGUCUGCUGGGUGAAGGUCUUUUGCGGUCGAUAACAGGUGGGCGUAUGCCCGCAACAGACACAACCAAAACCACAGGUUUGAAAGCCUGUCUGGGCCACAGCCUUUCUCUGCCCUUGAAUUCGAAGUGGAAAGCGCCCUCUUCUGACUGAAUCAAACUCGGUUUCUUUUGUAUACUUUUGCUGUAGGAAGGGAGCCCUCUGUAGAUCUUUUUUUGUAAUGAAAUGUAUACCAAGUUUUAAUACUGGAUCAUAAUUAGUGAAUUUUUGUGCGUGUCACAGUUUAUUUUAGGUCGAGUUCGGGCGGCCUGUUCUUGACACGGGUUUCUUGUUCUCGCGCUCGAAUGGCGGGAACACGAC